ACAGGAGAGAAACCGUAUCACUGCUCAGACUGUGGAAAGAGUUUUACUCAACAGAGUAAUCUCAAACUGCAUCAGCGCAUUCACACAGGAGAGAAACCGUAUCACUGCUCAGACUGUGGGAAGAGUUUUAAUCAACAGAUUCAUCUCAAAAUACACCAGCGCAUUCACACAGGAGAGAAACCGUAUUACUGCUCAGACUGUGGGAUGAGUUUUAGUAGACUAGGGAAUCUAAAACUGCACCAGCGCAUUCACACAGGAGAGAAACCGUAUUACUGCUCAGAAUGUGGGAAGAGUUUUAGUAGACUAGGGAAUCUAAAACUGCAUCAGCGCAUUCACACAGGAGAGAAACCUUAUCACUGCUCAGACUGUGGAAAGAGUUUUAAUCAACAAAGUACUCUCCAAAUACACCAGCGCAUUCACACAGGAGAGAAACCGUAUCACUGCUCAGACUGUGGAAAGAGUUUUAAUCAACAAAGUACUCUCCAAAUACACCAGCGCAUUCACACAGGAGAGAAACCGUAUUACUGCUCAGACUGUGGGAGGAAUUUUAAUUAUCAGAGUAAUCUCAAAAUACACCAGCGCAUUCACACAGGAGAGAAACCGUAUCACUGCUCAGACUGUGGGAAGAGUUUUACUGAACAGAGUACUCUCAAUAAUCACCAGCGCAUUCACACAGGAGAGAAACCGUAUCACUGCUCAGACUGUGGGAAGAGUUUUAAUCAUCACAGUCAUCUCAAAAAACACCAGCGCAUUCACACAGGAGAGAAACCAUAUUACUGCUCAGACUGUGGGAAGAGUUAUACUCGACAGAGUGAUCUCAAAAUACACCAGCGUAUUCACACAAGAGAGAAAACUAUCCCAAAUUUGUUCCACGGCAAUUAAAAGUGCAAACACCUUAUCCUACACAAAUGUUUCACUUUGUCACUUGGGACACGUUCCACCAGAAACAAACAUGAACUGAAUUUAACAAUGGAUUUUACAGUUUCAGCAAAAUGAAUCUUAUCCAGGGAUGAUGUUUAUUGAUAUUACUCAAGUUAAU
This is a messenger RNA of Astyanax mexicanus (Mexican tetra), 1039 nucleotides long. Its product is annotated as zinc finger protein 239-like. Gene Ontology annotation, cellular component: nucleus. Gene Ontology annotation, biological process: regulation of transcription by RNA polymerase II; central nervous system development. The record is from RefSeq and is a predicted model, not a curated record. The transcript has a single exon. Gene Ontology annotation, molecular function: RNA polymerase II cis-regulatory region sequence-specific DNA binding; DNA-binding transcription factor activity, RNA polymerase II-specific. NCBI's taxonomy places the organism in Eukaryota, Metazoa, Chordata, Actinopteri, Characiformes, Acestrorhamphidae. The annotation marks the transcript as partial.